Messenger RNA from Sphaeroforma arctica JP610, 1557 nucleotides. RefSeq lists its product as hypothetical. The annotation marks the transcript as partial. The transcript is spliced from 9 exons. Gene Ontology annotation, biological process: spindle organization; mitotic cell cycle; establishment of meiotic spindle localization. NCBI's taxonomy places the organism in Eukaryota, Ichthyosporea, Ichthyophonida. The record is from RefSeq and is a predicted model, not a curated record. Gene Ontology annotation, cellular component: spindle pole.
GAGUUUGGACCAACUCCUUGGAUUGACUUUGGACUAGUGAAUGUGGGCGGGCGCUAUUCUCGUGACCUGGCGGUGCACAAUUCAUCUUCUGUUCCAGCCACACUGACAAUAGAGAACAUCUCGCAUAACCGGGGCCUUGGUAUUGACGGUGUUGAGAGAUCGGCCUUGGAACACUUUCACCUGGAAGUGAGUGAGGGUGGAUCCACGACCAUCACACUGUCCUGGCAACCGGCCCAACUGGGAACCCUUCGAGAGAGCAUUGAAUGGAAGUGCAAUGGCACGUAUCGCUUAUAUACCGUGCUUAGCGCUGAGUGUAGUGGAGAGGUGGAUCGUUUCAGUCGAGCGGGACGUAGGCGAGACGGGUCUGGGAUGGGAGGGGUUAAGAGAAUACUGAGCCAGGCGGAUAUGGUGGGCGUCGAUGAGACUAGGCGAGCAAAGGAGAAGAGAAGACGGUACUUGGACACUCCCGAGUAUCUGCACUCCACAGAGCAAGACGAAGAGCUAUGGGGUGCAUUUGAGAGCGCACAAUUCACGAAUUGGCUGAAUUUCUAUCUGGCGCCGACAACCGGCAUGCCAGUAACACCAAAUUCUUCGCCCAAACGCCCCUCAGAGGGUUCGCACACACGUGCUUCUAACGGCCUUAUCUCGCCGCCGUAUCGAUCGUCGGGCCAAGCAGCACCGUACCGCGCACUCGAUCAGAUCCACGCGGAAUCCAAGCAAGUACGCGCACUGCAGGCAGUCGCCAGAACGGACAACUGGUACAAGCAAGCACGCAGCUGUAUCGGCACACUCUUGGCGAAUGCUACGAUGAUGCUCAGGCCCGACACGGCCUCGUGCUUUGAUGUGCACGCGCCUGUAGACGCGAUGUACACCACGACACACACACACCUGACGGGGGAGAUCGUGGAUAUGCUGUGUAGCGUGUAUACGAGUGAGUGGCUGUGCAGAGCGCUGCAGGUGGUGGUUGGGCGGCCGGUGCUGGCGGGGAAGUGUGUGUAUAAGCAAUUCCCUGCAAUCCUGAGCCGAUAUUUGAAAUUGUACGUUCAAUGCGUUUUUUGCAGACCGCACCAGACGCCAUGCAGAGCCCUUGGGAAGCUCCUACGCGUAAUCUUUCUGCUGGACAGGGCAGGCGCCAGUGGUAGGCGUGUACGCGGCCAGACCGCCACUGUUUUCAGAAAGAAGGGGCAAAUCAAGUCGACUACGGGUAUUCUGCGGCUGCUGGCGAACACACUUCUCUAUGGGCAAGGCGACAUUAUCCGCCAGAUCCGGAUACUCGGAGUGGAACCUACAUACACCCAGACACCACUAGACGAGUAUAGGUUUCUCGUAGAUAACACCCAUACACAACUGCGGGAUGGGGUCAGGAUUGCGCGUCUGUGUGAAGCGCUGUUUGGGUCAAAUGAUAUCCUUCAGCAGUGCCAGUAUCCUGCAGAUACCGAUGAAGAGAAAUGCGAGAACGUGACUAUAGCCCUUCAGGAGCUAUGCAAACACAUUCCUGGUUUGUUAAAUCUGCCGAAUUGCAGUGUCAUCUCUGCUAUGGAUAUAGUUAUGGGGUAA